AUGACGACAAAAAUCAUCCAUUUCAAGGUGAACGGGAAACUGGAGACGGCCGAGUUUGGAUCCGACGUCUCUGCUGCGGACGUCAAAGAUCUGUUCCGAGCGGCGGCGGAGGCGGGGCCUCACCACAUCCUGAAGAUGUACAACCGAGAGGGAACAGUGGUGAAGAUCUCCCCCCGGCUGGAGGCCAACAGCAGGGAGUCGUACUACCGGCUGGAGGUGGUGGCGUCCGAUCUGCAGGGUGUGGCGACGGCCUCGGACCUGGACAACAUGGAGCACAGGCUGCACCACCUGGAGAGCAGAGUCCUCCAGGACGUGGGGACGACUCCGGACAUCAUGAGCGAGCUGAAGAGCCACGUGGAGUCGUUCAGGAGGAAGCUGGAGAGCGUGGAGCACCUGAGCUGGAUCGGUCUGUUCAAGGACGACGGAGACCAGCAUCUCGCCAAGUCCCCCCCGAAGCCCAGGACGCCUCAGCUGAACGUGCAGGAGGAGCGCCAACAAGUCCGCAGGAAGUUCCUCAACAUCAGCUCGCUGCAGGUGACAGAGGAAGUGAGGGAGCUUCUGAAGACUCCCAUUUUUGACAACUGGCAGUGGGAGGAGGCGGAGAUGCUGGUGCUCCUCCAGGUGAUGUUCACCAACCUGGACUUCCUGACGGCGUUCCACAUCGAGCUGGAGGUGCUGCAGAACUUCCUGUUCGAGGUCUACUGUCACUACAACAACAUCCCGUUCCACAACUUCCAGCACUGCUUCUGUGUCACGCAGAUGAUGUACGGCCUCAUCUGGCUGACGGACCUCAGGAACAAGUUGGGCAGAACCGACCUGUUCAUCAUGUUGACGUCGGCUCUGUGCCACGACCUCGACCAUCCCGGCUACAACAACGUCUACCAGAUCAACGCUCAGACCGACUUGGCUCUGCGCUACAACGACAUUUCACCGCUGGAGAACCACCACUGUGCCGUCGCCUUCGGGAUCCUGGCCAAGCCGGAGUGCAACAUCCUGAAGAACCUGAGCAGCGAGCAGUACAAACACAUCCGAGGAGGAAUGAUCAAAUGUAUCCUGGCCACCGACAUGGCUCAGCACAACGAAAUCCUCAACAGGUUCAGGUCCAUCCAGUUGGCGUUCGACUUCAGCAACAAGGAGCACAAGGAAGUGCUGAUGAAGAUCAUGGUGAAGGUGAGCGACAUCUCCAACGAGGCGCGGCCGAUGGCGGUGGCGGCGCCGUGGCUGGACUGUCUGCUGCAGGAGUUCUUCAACCAGAGCGACAGAGAGAAACAGAAGGGACUUCCUGUGAGUCCCUUCAUGGACCGGGACAAAGUUUCCAAACCGUCGUCUCAGACCAGCUUCAUCCGGUUCGUGCUGCUGCCGCUGUUCAGUGAGCUGUCCAAGCUGUUCCCCUGUCUGGAGCAACAUAUUCUGGAGCCGGUGGGCAGAGCCCUGGAGUAUUACUCCAUCAUGGAGAAGGCCAGCAGAGACGAGGAGGCCACCACGAAACCGGAGGAGGAGGAGGAGGAG
Molecule: messenger RNA, 1509 nt
Organism: Hippoglossus stenolepis (Pacific halibut)
Lineage: Eukaryota; Metazoa; Chordata; Actinopteri; Pleuronectiformes; Pleuronectidae
Product: high affinity cGMP-specific 3',5'-cyclic phosphodiesterase 9A
Exons: 14
Biological process (GO): cGMP catabolic process
Molecular function (GO): 3',5'-cyclic-GMP phosphodiesterase activity
Source: RefSeq, a predicted model, not a curated record